AAGAUUUUGGCAAAAAAUCUAAAGAAAGUUCCAGUAGAGAUUCCAACGAACAAUUAAAUAAAACUUCUAAUGAAUUCUCUAAUGAAACUUCUAACAAAACUUCUAACAAAACUUCUAAUGACAGCUCUAAUGAUAGCUCCAGUGAUGAUUUCAGCAACGAUUCCAGCAACGACUCCGGCGAUGAUUCUAGCGAUGACAACUUCAAAACUACAAUUCCAGUAACAACGAAUUAUACCUAG
This is a messenger RNA of Racocetra persica, 239 nucleotides long. The record is from the annotation of a GenBank genome assembly. Lineage: Eukaryota; Fungi; Glomeromycota; Glomeromycetes; Diversisporales; Gigasporaceae.